This is a messenger RNA of Scheffersomyces amazonensis, 2477 nucleotides long. It is a transcript of the gene RLM1, whose product is annotated as Rlm1p. Gene Ontology annotation, biological process: regulation of transcription by RNA polymerase II. Lineage: Eukaryota; Fungi; Ascomycota; Pichiomycetes; Serinales; Debaryomycetaceae. The coding region runs from base 460 to 2373 and encodes 637 amino acids. The transcript has a single exon. The record is from RefSeq and is a predicted model, not a curated record. Gene Ontology annotation, molecular function: protein dimerization activity; DNA-binding transcription factor activity, RNA polymerase II-specific; RNA polymerase II cis-regulatory region sequence-specific DNA binding.
AUAUCCUGCAAUCUGUCGAAUAAUUGCAAAAAAACACUGGCAAUUUUUUUUUUCAAUUCCUUUAGGAUAGCAGUCCUCUAUUGAAUCAUAUCAUCAUAGCUCCAUUCCUUACAUUAUACUAUAACUUCACUAUAAUUUCACCACCUUAUUAAGGUUUACCAAUUACUUAAGCCAAGAGAGAUCUACAAUUUAUACCUUUUGAUCUCAUUGUCUUAUUUAAUAUAUACUACUUACCCCCACCAACCCCAAUUCAUAUAUCCAGUAUUCAUCAUCAGCUAAGUCAAUAUAGAUACCCCAUUCUAUAGAUAAUUGUCUAGGCUUAUAAUUAUAUUGGUCUGGAUCCAUAAUAACUUAAUAACCAGACCAAUUUGAAAUAUAACGAAUAGUUAAUUCAAACUUGCAUCACACUCCUUUGUUUUUUAAUCCAACGCAAACAUCAUUUUAUAAUAAUUAUUCAAAAUGGGUAGAAGAAAAAUUGAUAUUGAACCUUUGACUGACGAUAGAAAUAAAACCGUUACGUUUGUGAAACGUAAAGGUGGUUUAUUUAAGAAAGCUUAUGAACUAGCUGUAUUAUGUAAUGUUGAAAUUGCAGUAAUUAUCGUUGGUACAAAUGAUAAAAUUCAUGAAUUUUCUUCUGUAGAUUCAAAUCAAGUUAUCGAAGCUUAUAAAAGGAAAGUUAGAUUAAGAGAGAAAAUUGAAUCUAAAUCGCUUGCAACAUAUAAUGUCUACAAAAAUAAACAUCAUAUUCAUGAACCAUUGACAAGAAUAUCUGAUGGAAAACAAUUCCCAACUCAUAAUAGUACAGGUAUAGAUAGUCAUCAGGAAGAUGACGAUGAUAUAGAUGUCGAUGAUGAAGAUGAAGAUGAUGAAGACAAUGAAGAAGAAGAUACAGACUAUAAAUCUAAACCUACAAAGAGACAACGAACUUCUAAUGCAAGAUCUUCACAACCAAUUUCAAAUUCCAAUUCCAAUUCUAAUUCUAAUUCCAAAUCAAAUUCUAACCAUUCAAUACAAGUAACUCAACCAUCCACAUUCAAUAGAAGUAAUAUCUUUAGUUCCAAUUACAGAAAUUCAGAUGAUAAAUCAUCACCUUCCAGUAUUGGAUCAGGGAAUAUGCCUCAUGAUGGGAAACAUCAUAAACGUGAUGAUUCCACCACUAGUCAAAGACCCAUUUUAAGAGUUCAAAUACCUCAUGAUUACUCAUCUGCUGCAUCUAAUGAUAGUGCUAGAACAAUUACAGCAUUAGACACUCAUUUACAAUCCAAGAGUGCUAAUGAUUCUAAUAAUUUAACUUCUGAUUCAAGUAACAAUACUAACAAUAAUGAAAACAUUAACAAUAAUAAUACUCAUUCUGGAAAUCCUAUCCCCAAUAAUGCUGGUAUACUUCAUCACAACAGUAAUUAUGCACAUUCCAAUUUCUCAAAUGGUGUUGGAUUGCCAAAUAUAAAUACUGGUUCAAAGUACCCACUUUUUAAAUCUCCUGAUUCCAAAAGACCAACAUUACCAUUACCAAUCCAAUCCAAAUCACAAACGUCAUCACCAGCUAGUGCAACGGCACCAUCUUCAUUCCCUAUCCCAAGCUCAGGUUCUAGCGGAGCUCCUCAAGGUUCAACGAAUAAUAUAAAUAAUAACAGUAAUACAGCUACACCUUAUUCACCUUCGUAUACUUUACCCACUCCUACUUUGAAUCAAAUUCUAAGCCAACAACAAUAUGCAAAUCUUACAUCUCAACCACAAUCUCAACAGCAGCAUAUGGAUAAUACUAAAAUGCGUUUACCUAUUUAUAAUAAUGGUAAUAAUGGAAAUACACCUGGGAUAAUAACAGUUCCUAAUACUGCUAUACUGGGACCCAAUGUUAAUGGACCACCUACAGCUGGAGGAGCCGGAGAGCAAACUCCAAUGUUACCUUCCAGAUUUGCUGAGUUUUUAGCUUCACCUACUAUACUUUAUCCUCAUCAAGAAUGGCCAUCAAAUGGUACAGGUUAUACUCCUACCAAUACAAAUAUGUCAUUUUUUGGUAGUGGUAGUGGAUUUAGUGCGGGUGGUAAUGGUGUCACCCAAUUUCCACUUCCUGUUAAUGUUGGUAGAAUGAGAAUGGAUAGUGGUAGUGCUAGUGGUGGUGGAGUUGGAAUAUUACCAUCACCUACUACAUUCAUGAAUGAUAAUCAUGGACCACAAUUCCAUACCAUUAAUAAUCUAACACUGAAUCUACCACAGAGCCAAUCCAGUACGAGUCAAACCAGUGCAUUAGGAUCAAUGAACAAUAGUAAUAGUUCAAGUAAUGCCACUAGUGCCAGUGGAAGUUCAAAUAAUUUAGGUAGAACAGAUUCUGUAAAUAAAAGUAAAGGCAAGGAAGGUAAAGGUAAGAAGUAGAUGUUGUAUAUUAAUUCAUACUUUUAAAGUAUUGUAACAUUAUUAGAUGGGAAUUCAGUUCAAUGUAUAAUUUCUGAUGGGUUUAUGUUUAUUCAUGAUUAUUU